GCACUUUUGGCGGUUAAUCAGUCGCACGCGGCGAGUCGUCCCGAGUUGCGCGAGUCAGGCGUCGCUCGAGAGCCCAAAUUGCAUAUCACGUUUAUCACAAGUAUUCAUUUAAGUUCGAAGGGUAGAUAGCGCGGCCGGUACUUUAGUACAUGAGUGCGAGGGGGGCCUCGAGCCCACGUCGCUACGAGAAUAACGACCUGGUGUGAGAACGAAGAGGCCGACAUACGCAGCGGCAUGGAGCUGCAUACACCGAAACGUAACAACGCGACCGCCGGCGAAUCCAUGGGUGGCUGCGGCAGCCCGCCAAUGUGCGACACUAUGCUUUAUCCGUGGAAUUGGGGCGAGGAGGCGCGCAACGUUAAUUUGAGCCCCGGGAGUUCGUGCUCCUCGCCGGAAUACAUCAGCGGAAGCGGCGGGGGCGGGGGCUCCGCUGGAGGUCGGGUUCAACGGGACUCCGUGGACCGUGAACAUCCUAGCGAUGAUCACCAUCAACACCACCAUCACCAUCAUCAUCACCACCAUCAUCACCAUCGGGGCUCCUCUUUAGAGUCGCAUAGGCGCGGUAGACCGAGGGCCGACGCUCUCACGAAUCUUAUGAUGCAAGGCAGCACCUCGCCGUCAAGCAUCAAGUGUACCUAUUGUAACCGGGUGUUCCCCCGAGAGAAGAGCCUCCAAGCGCAUCUCAGGACACACACUGGUGAGAGGCCUUAUCCCUGUGACUAUCCAGGAUGUACAAAAGCUUUUACUCAAUCCGGACAAUUGAAAACUCAUCAAAGAUUACAUACAGGAGAGAAACCAUUUCUGUGCACGGUACCGGGCUGUGAAAUGAGAUUUACGCAUGCAAACCGACACUGUCCGGAUCAUCCUUAUGCGACGCUUACGCGAUCUGAUGACUUUGUCCUGAAACCAGUCUCGGGGAACACGGAGCUUCCGCACGAUGUGACCCGAUGGCUCGAGCGUUACAAAAUGGCAAGGGAACGGGAGGACAGGACUCCUAGCAGCAAAAGUGAAAGAAAAAAAAAGCAGUGGAAGAAUAGCGGCGACAGCCACAAGAGAAUAAAGUCGAGGAAAGGCCUCGUAAUGGAUACGGUUGUAGAGCAGGAGAACCUUGAUAGGGCACCACAGAGCCAGAGUCGACUGUACUGCAGUGAGAGCCAAGACAGCCAAGAUGAGAGUCAGGACGAGGAUCCGACUGAGACUUGCGCUAUACUUCAGACAUCCGAGGACGAGGAGGCAACAGGAAUCAAGUUACCCAUCACUCCUUUACGAAGGCCUUUCGAUAGAUUGCAACCGAAAAAGCGGUGGCUGAGGGAAGCCUGUCUGGAGCAGCAGUUAGCCAAACCUCUCAGGUGGGACCUCCAUCCAACCAAUAAUUGUCAUCGGAUCACGGAAGAGCUCAACACGUCCUCGCAGUGGAGCUUGUCUGAGUCCCAACUGCCAAAUCUUUGUGGCAUCGUUCGACACGAGAGUGAAUUAGCACCGAUGAUCACAGAGCAAAGUUUACAAUUGCAGAGUACGAAGGCAGUUGCUAUUAACGAGGACAAGAAGACCAAUGGCACCAAGGUGCUUCACACAGAAAAUGAGACAAGGCCUACAGUGCUUAUGCUCGCAGGGAGAAAUCAGGCGUCAAAAUCGUGUGCCAACGAGAUUGGUAACGCCGACAUAAAGGUUAUUGUCGUUAAGCAAGAAGAGAGUCCAUUGAAACUGCCGUUACCCGAAGAUAAUCAAAAAUGGCUUGGUGCCCUUGCAUUAAUGGAGCUGGCCAAGACACAAGAAGAAGCUGCACGAGCAUUAAGAAUAUCCAGAGACUUGGAUAUGUACACGAGCCCGAAUUACACUCAUCUCUAAACUGUGAUUAUUUUUAGAGCUUGCCCAAAUAAUUCCUUGACCAUACUCGUUAGUUAAUUGUUUGUGAAUGAUCAAUUCGCAGAGCGAAAGAGAGAUUGUAUCGGAUCGUGCUUUAUUGGCCCUUUACACACACCUAACCAAACUCUUUGAUGUCUUAUUAUUUUUAUUUUUUUUUUAUUAUUGACUAUUAACAGCCUUACUUCAUACUUGUAUAAUACCGAUGUGAAGGGCCUAAUGCUAUUUGUAAGUUUUAAAAUUAAGGUUGAACCUUGAAGAUAAAUGUUUGUUCACUGUAACUAUACUCUUCAUUAUUUUGUUGAGUUAUAGUAACGUAUGACAAAAGUUCUUUAAUAUUUAAGGAUAAGCGUUAAACAUUUCGAUCGAUGCCAACGGGGAAAUAGUUUCUUGUAUUUUAUGUGAUCAUAACGAUAAUGAGAAUUGUAGGUGACCAAAAAAGCUUUUAAAUGCAGCAUUUUAUUUAAAAAAAAAAAAAAUACAAUUUUAAGUCUCGCCAAAAAGAUGAUAGAUAAAAGCAAACGGUUGUGUCAUUACUAUUAACACUCGAGUAUUAUAAGAUGAUAAUAUUGGCGUAUGAGAGAAUAAACUUUUGUGUGAUAAUAUUCAGGUAAUAUGAGUACACCAGUUGUCUAAUAAAACUGACAUGGAAAAAUCGAGCUUGUAAAGUAUUUAACGGGAACAAAAUUAGUCACUAUUUAUGUAAAGGUGUGUGAUAUAAAAAAAGUAUGCAAGGUUUAAAGUCUAUAGAGAAUCAUGAAGCAUUGGAGCCUUUGAUUAUCUUGCUGCAUUGC
Messenger RNA from Ceratosolen solmsi marchali, 2657 nucleotides. Its product is annotated as RE1-silencing transcription factor. The record is from RefSeq and is a predicted model, not a curated record. The coding region runs from base 235 to 1848 and encodes 537 amino acids. Gene Ontology annotation, molecular function: DNA-binding transcription factor activity, RNA polymerase II-specific; RNA polymerase II cis-regulatory region sequence-specific DNA binding. NCBI's taxonomy places the organism in Eukaryota, Metazoa, Arthropoda, Insecta, Hymenoptera, Agaonidae. The transcript has 2 exons. Gene Ontology annotation, biological process: regulation of transcription by RNA polymerase II. Gene Ontology annotation, cellular component: nucleus.